AUGCAAGGCUCGUAUCUACGCCCCGAGGCCAGUUUCGCAGCAGAUGAAGUCAUCUCCGCACCAGCUGUCUCUUCGAGAGCAUCCUCGCGAAUCGGUGCUCCGACACUCGAAAUCAAUACGAUUGAUAUACAGCCACCCUCACAAUCGACGAGCCCAAACUCGUCCCAGAGACGAAGCAACAUCCCCGACGGUGCCCAUUAUGAUGGUCACUUCACUAGUACGCUGUCUCCUGCCAAAGGCACCGACACGGCUGUACUUCAGCCCCCAAUCCAAGGCCGUGGCUCAUCGCAGAUACCCCCCUUACCUCCUGGUAGAUGGCUCAUGGAGAUCACUCCGAAGGACCUACUGUGGUACACAAGACGGGCAACGACCGAGAAGAGGCAUCGGGAUUACGAGGUUCCUCCGCUCACUACCACCUUCGAACACCGGGUUCCAGAAGGCAGAGAGCCCUCGGCUUCACUCGGGGCCUGGGUACCCUUCACUCAUCCGGAGGGAUCCUUGUACUUCCGUCAUCCACAGAAGCGAGUUUGGACCAAUGCUUAUAUGUUCGAGCGACUCUAUCAUGACGAGGUCGAGGAAUGUGUUGCCUAUCUUGAAGAAUUCCAAUAUGCGCUCUUAGACCGUGGAGUCGACGAUGAUGUGCUAAUGUGGUACUAUUACUACGCCGACCAUCGCUCUCGUUCCAUCUUUUGGCUUCGACGGCGCAUCCUAUGGAAGGAGAUAGAGGACGUGAAAGGCGCGUUUUCGCCUGAUCAUAUCUACCACAAGGUUCAGCAGUUCUACUGGCAUCACAUCUUUCACUUCCCAGACGGUCGACAUGAUGUUGCCAAGUAUUUCGGACCAAGCAUAUGGAUGAGGCUUCUGGGGUGUAUAGAUUUUGAUUGCUUGGACGGCAUAGUCUCGCCCAGAAGUACCAGCCUGUUUGAGCCUGCGGAGUUGAUGCAAAUGAAGAAGAUAGUCCAGCUCGCUCACCAACAGUCGUCCAUCGAUGACAUACUUCCGGAGCAACUCUCCGCUGUGGCACGCAUACAGAUGUUGAGAGCCGAACAGCGAUUCAUCAAUGCGCACGGUCAACCCUUCGCACGGCUGGAUAACACCGACAGCAUCUACCCGGAAGCCGACGGUCGCAGGAUAACGUGCUUCUUUCGAGCCAUCAACCUGUUGCUCUUGCACGCUCCGUUCUCAUUUCUCAAGGACCUGCAUAGUGUCAGCGAAGACGAUAUCAUCCUCGAAUACGCUUGGCGAAGGUACUUUGCACGGUUACUGGAUGACUGGGAUCGGCUCGUCUUGCAGGGCGCUGUCGUGUUGACAGCAAACGUGUCCUUCCUCGCAAUUCCCGACGUGAUUCACUUCCCCGAUCAGCCGAGUGGGACAGGCGGAGACUCGACUAUACAAGCCUGGAUCAAGCCCGAGUAUACAUGGAGUGCCACCCUUUCGUACAUUAGCACGCUUUUGUCGCUUGGGAGCGUCAUGUCAGGCUUGCUGCUGGCUCGACACAAUCGUCCGCAGGUAGAGCAUUCGACCGACGCGGCCGAAGCGAGUCGAUACCUCGCACGCCGCCAUUCGCACUUUUUUGGGCUUGAACCGAUCGCUAUCGUCUACAGUCUGCCGUAUGCGCUCAUGAUUUGGGGAACUGGGUUCUUUCUCGCGGCCAUCUUAAGUUUUACUUUCGACAGCACUGACAUCGCAACGCGAAGCAUUGUGGCUGUUGGCGCAAGCGUCGUUACGGGCCUGCUCUUCUGGAGCAUUUGCUCAGGGAAGCUGAUGCUCAUGAACAAGAUCUGGCUACCCCUCGCAAACACCCUCGUAGUAGAGUGUGUCAUAGACGCAGUCCUGCACGUCUCCGGGGUAGCAGGGGAGAAGAAAAGAGCCUGCACUGAGAAACUGAGAUCGGCAAUUCUGUCCAUGAAAAGGGGUAGUACAAGCAGAACGGACGGUCAAAUCGAAGUAGAGAGUCAGGAGGCCGGUGCGCAGUCGGUCUGA
Messenger RNA from Peniophora sp. CBMAI 1063, 1983 nucleotides. Lineage: Eukaryota; Fungi; Basidiomycota; Agaricomycetes; Russulales; Peniophoraceae. The record is from the annotation of a GenBank genome assembly.